AGCGGUGGUGGCGGAGGGGGGGAAGAUGUCGGGCGGCGAGGCCCGUGACGCCAAGAAGCUGGUGCGGUCGCCCAGCGGGCUGCGCAUGGUGCCCGAGCACCGCUCCGCCCGCAGCCCCUUCGGCCUGGACGAGCCGCCCUGGGUGCCCGACAAGGAGUGCCCGAGAUGUAUGCAGUGUGAUACAAAAUUUGACUUCAUAACUAGAAAGCAUCACUGCCGAAGAUGUGGAAAGUGUUUCUGUGACAAGUGCUGCAGUAAAAAAGUGCCUCUGCCUCGCAUGUGCUUUGUGGACCCUGUGCGCCAGUGUGCUGAAUGUGCCCUGGUCUCUCAGAAAGAAACAGAGUUUUAUGACAAACAGCUUAAAGUACUCAUGAAUGGUGCUACAUUCUUUGUAACUCUGGGAACAUCUGAUAAAUCUGAGCUCAUGGUUUGUCGACUUUCCAACAAUCAGAGAUACCUGGUUUUGGAUGGAGAGAGCCACUAUGAAAUUGAAAUUAUACAGAUUUCAACUGUUCAGAUACUUACAGAGGGAUUUACUCCUGGAGAAAAAGAUAUUCACACUUACACCAGCCUUCUGGAGAGCCAGCAGAUUACUGAAGGAGGUAACACUCGUGCCAUAGGUAUGGUUCUGCAGUAUAAGGUACCAGGAUCAGAGGAGCUCGCGCAGAUGAAAUUUACAGCCGGUGAAGACUUCAGCUGUAACAGGAAGCUGUCAGCGAGCUGGCUGGCAGCGAUGCAUAAGGCAACGAAACUUCUUUACGAGUCCCGGGACCAGUAAGAACAGCAAAGUGGCCACUGGAGGGAAGACACCAGCCUCCAGGGAGCUGCCUUGUGCUUCUCGCUCGUUUGACAGCUGGUGACAUUUGCUGUUCUCGACCCUUUCUCAUUCCAGUGUGGUUCAUUAUGGCAGAACUGGCAAAUGCAAUGUGAGUAUUUUUUGGAACCAUGAGUAUUCACUAUAGUGUGCAAUAUGUAUACAGUUAAUGCUUUAAACAGCCUCACCUUUUAAGACUUUGUAUAUUUUGUUAAGCCUUUGUUGGCACUUAAUAUGAAAGUGACCUGCACUACAGCUAAUGUACAGCACAACUUUUAUAGUAACAAUUAUAUAUAUGGUUUGCUACAAAAAGCAAACAAAUGCGUAUGUCUCUUCUGCAGAGAAUAGUUUUUGGGUAUAGAUCUCAGGUUUUUCCCUCUAUCCAAAUGUUUAAAAUCAAUGUACAAGAAAAUCUGCCUUAGAUAUGAUUUUAUAGAAAUCACUUGGGUGUUUUUUUUUUAAACAUUUCAUUUUAAACACCUAAAUAUUUCACCAGAUUCCACCAAAUUGGACUUACAUGGACGUGACCUUGAAACUUCUGUAAUAAAUAAGCUUCCAGAAUAAUUUUUAGUUUUGUAUUUUCUUUUUGGUAACUAGCUUUUGUUAAUCUAACUGUAAUGCUAUCUGAAAUUGUAUACAAUUUAAUGUACAAAUAUGAAUAAAUUAAUUCACUUAUUUAAAAAAAA
Messenger RNA from Tyto alba (common barn owl), 1500 nucleotides. It is a transcript of the gene ZFYVE21, whose product is annotated as zinc finger FYVE-type containing 21. NCBI's taxonomy places the organism in Eukaryota, Metazoa, Chordata, Aves, Strigiformes, Tytonidae. Bases 26 to 778 code for a protein of 250 amino acids. The record is from RefSeq and is a predicted model, not a curated record. The transcript is spliced from 8 exons. Gene Ontology annotation, molecular function: metal ion binding.